AGUUUAAAGUCAUUGCGUUGGGCGGGAAGACAAUAAAAGUGCGUUCAGUUUCAUGAUACGCAUAAUGCAUCACAUAUCCUUGUUUAACACUAGUUAAACAACAAAGAUAAAUGAUGCAUUGCACGCAUUAUACGUGAAACGGAACGCACCCUAGGUUUUGUGAACCCCGAUUCAAAUGGAUAACUUCAGAUUGCAAGAAACGGCGAUUAACUUCAAGACGAUCGCUCAGCCAUUUUAGAAUUUCACAUUCUAUUACGACGUUUUUUUGCGUACAUCGAGAGAGAAAGAGAGAGAGGUCCGUAGUGCCGAUACAUGCCUUGAAACCUAUCGAAAACGACUUCUCAGGUUACCCUUUUUGUUUAGCGGCUAAGAGAGUGGGAUCUUGUGUCUCGUCGACAGCUUCAGUCACUUCAGUUGCACACGGACGAAAGCAGACUUGUGUGACUUAUCACUGUGACGCCUGGAUGAAUUUUUGUCACCGGUAAAUCACUCUGCGAAUAAAACCGCAAGGAUAAAGUUUAUGACAUACUGUGACUCUGAAGCUUGACUUCUUCUCAUUGGCGAAUUUCCGACGAAGGCUUUUAAUUGGCAAUUUUGCAGUUUCUUGAAAGGUUUAUAUACAUCGCAGCAGAGUAUGCGGACACAGAGAUAUGAUGAUAGGAAGAAGAUGAAGAAUGAUGAUGUAUAUUUAUCUUCUAGGAAGUCUUUCAAAACCCUUAUAAUGGAAGAUGUAAAUAUCUCUAAAGAGGAAGCUAUUACAAAUCAAGCAUUCUAUAAUGUGCAGCUUAUUCGGAAUUUGCCUAAUAUUUUAAGAAGUAAUAAUACAAAAAUAUCUAAAAAUCGUAAAUUGUUGAGUAACAUUGAUACAUCUUUCACAUCUUAUGUGGAAGACGAAAAUAAUUCUUUGGAAUUAAAUACGACAUCAUCCAGUAAUGAUUUAGAUAGUGAAGCCAAUUAUAAUAAAACUUUAUCACCGAAGUUACACCAUCAAAGGAAACAAGUGCAUAAUCCGUUGGACAUUCAAUAUGAUAUUUCUGAUUGCAACAAUAAUAAAAAUAAAAAUCUACCACAAACAGUUAAUCAAUUGAACACAUUACUUGUGUCACAAAGUCACGAGAAAAACAUACUGAAGAAAUUAAAAUGUAAAAAAAAGCAGAAGAAGCGUUUACGUGAUAAAAAAUUGAAGAAAACAGCAGCUCGUAAAUCCGGCAGUAGUACGCAAAUAUCAUAUGAAAAGCCAGACGUUUCGACUAUUAUUCCAGAUAUUAAUAUGAAGAGUACUAUAUUAGUGCAAAACGCUAAUAAUUUUUUAGAGAAUGAUAUACUUAUUCAGCCCGUUUACGAUCCUAAUUUUUUAACAAUAAAUGUAAAUGAUUUAAAUAAUAUUGCAACAAACCCGAUUGAGCCGUCUAAUACUUUUUGCUGUAACAACGAGGUUUACAAUGUCAAGAAAUGUGAUGUAAAUCUUAAUGAUGUUAUUUCUUGCAAGCAAACAGAGCUUAACACAACACAGUACGAAAGUAUCCAAAGAGAUCCUACAAAUUACGGAUUGCCAAUAACAGAGAAUAAUUUGCAACAAAAACCGAUAGACAGAUACAUUGGCUCUAAUGUAUUUGAACCUAAAAUGUAUUCUUGUUCCUGUGCAAAUUGUAUGUCACAUGACAAAGAUAUGGUAUUUUAUGAAGAUCCAGUUUCAACCUUCACAAACAAUGAAGACAUGGAAACAGGACUUUACACAUGUGAUUUGUAUACAAAUAUAUAUGAUUUUUAUAUGGAUUAUUUUCAUAUAUUUGGUGAUACUUUAAUAGACUUUGAAGAGACCGAUCUUUAUUAUGAACAGUUUGGCGAUAACAAUAUUACGAAAGAGAAUACUAGUUGUAAUAAUACAGAGCUAGUUAAAAGCAACGUAAAUGUGUCAUCCGUAGAUCAAAAUAAAUCACAAAAUUUACAAUCUUACAUUGAUGAAAUACCAGAUAUUUGUGUAGAAUCAUAUCCUACCAAACUUCCUACAUAUCUCAAUGGAACAGAAGAAAUGAAAAAUGUAAGAGUUUUCAAUGAAACCGAUGUCUCCAAUUAUUUAAAUUUGGAAAACUUUUCAAUGAAGGAAGGUAAAAUAAUUUCUCAAGAUGAAACGCUACUUCAGAAUGCUGUCCCGACUAAUAUUUUCGACUCUGAAUGUCUAUAUCAGACACCGAAAAAUGAUAAAGAUUUAUGUGUUAUCCAGUGUUCUCAAUGUGGAAAACUAUUUAAUAAAAAACCUCAGUUAUGGAAACAUUUUACUCGCUGUAACUUUUACAAGGAAAAUUUUCAAUGUCAUAUUUGCAAUAAAAAUUACAGACAUAAAUCGUCAUUAGCUCAACAUUUACGGAUAGUACAUGAAGUAUCACACAAUGGUAGUGGUACACACCACGAGAAGUUCUAUACCUGUAACAAGUGUCCAAAAUCAUAUGUUAGAUUUCGCUCUUUUCAAAGACACAUGCUUCUUCAUCAUGAUUAGUAAGUCCAAUGUGGUUUCUGAUGUAAUGUUUUUGAGCUGAGAUUGCAAUUAUUAAAUUGCAAAAAUCGUACAUGAACAUCACAGAAGUACGCACAAAAGUACAACUUAUUGACUGUUCAUUCGAUAUGCAUUUAAGACUUAAAUUAAUAAGUAAUUCCAGAUUUUAUGAAUAAUUUUCUAUUUUUAUAAGUCAAUUCUUAAUUUUUUGUUUUUUUAUUGUUAUUUUUGUUAUUAUUUAGAAAUGUUCCUCUUUGGUUAGAUUUUCCUAUUAGUGUUUUCUAUUAGAAUUUUUUUUAGUUUAGUGUACUACAACGUACCUUAUUACUACUGUAUUUCUGUGUAAUACAUCACAGAUUCUUCACUUUAAAUUGAGAUUUAUAAGUACGUAAAUGAUAAACUUUAUCAUAAUUCUAUGUUAACUUUAUUCCAAUAAAAUAUUUAUUUAGUGAUUAAAAAAGAUAUUUAAUAAAAAGUAAAAAAAAUUUUUAUCAGAGAAAGCAUAGAUAAAAAAUUUGUAUAAUUGACUUCAAAUUUUUUUAAAGAAUAUAUGAAUGGAAAUACAGUGGUAAUCAAUACUAAUCACACAAACUUUUAAUUUAUAUUUAUUUUUAUAUAAAAGAAUUUAAAGCAUAUAAGUUAAUAUAAGUGGGCAACUAAUAUUAAUGUAUUUUACUAAUAUUUGACUAAUAUUUUGUUCCUUUUAUGUCUUCUUUUUAUUUCUUGAAAUAUAUUGCCAAAGAUUGGAAAUCUUGUAAAACUGGUCUUUUGUUUUAAGGAUGAGAAAAAGUCAUAAUUAUAAAUUCGAAGUACUUAACAUUUUAUUUUGGGGUUAUGUAUGUUUAGUUACUAUAAUGGCACAUUAUAACUAUUAGUAUAUAUAAAAAGUGUGAUUUUUAUAAUUUUUACAUAUUCUAACGAAGUAUUAUAAUUUGAUAUUUGUGAGCAUUUAUUAGUAUAUUAUUAAUUAUUAUUAGUAUAUUAAUUAGUAUUAUUAAUUAUUAUUAGUAUAUUAGUAUAUUAUUGUCAAACAUAUUUAUUUAGCCAAUAAAUAUCUACUACUGUAAUAAGUUCACGUCACUUCGAAGAGUUAAAGCAAUAAUAAUUGUGAGAACAUGAUGUUGAUGAUUCUAUACAACAUCCUAUGUGACUGAACUUAAAAAUAAAAUCUGUUAUAAUAAAAAGAAAGAAAACGUCGCAAUA
Messenger RNA from Solenopsis invicta (red fire ant), 3697 nucleotides. RefSeq lists its product as uncharacterized. The coding region runs from base 635 to 2497 and encodes 620 amino acids. Gene Ontology annotation, molecular function: DNA binding. Gene Ontology annotation, biological process: negative regulation of transcription by RNA polymerase II; regulation of immune system process; regulation of cytokine production. The transcript has 5 exons. Lineage: Eukaryota; Metazoa; Arthropoda; Insecta; Hymenoptera; Formicidae. The record is from RefSeq and is a predicted model, not a curated record.